Molecule: messenger RNA, 2460 nt
Organism: Euleptes europaea (tarantolino)
Lineage: Eukaryota; Metazoa; Chordata; Lepidosauria; Squamata; Sphaerodactylidae
Product: immunoglobulin mu heavy chain-like
Exons: 13
Coding region: 1-2460 (819 amino acids)
Biological process (GO): positive regulation of T cell activation; peptide antigen assembly with MHC class II protein complex; immunoglobulin production involved in immunoglobulin-mediated immune response
Cellular component (GO): MHC class II protein complex
Molecular function (GO): MHC class II protein complex binding
Source: RefSeq, a predicted model, not a curated record
AUGUUGUGGACCCUUCUGGUUGUCCUAGUGGGAACGUGCUGCAUGGGUUCUGGCUCUCAGUCUAUAGUAUCUCAACCUCAGGCAACAUCAGUGUCACCAGGGAAAACAGUAAAACUUUCCUGCGUCAUGGCCAGUGGGAACAGCAUCAGUGGCUACAGCGUGUACUGGUACCAGCAGAAGCCGGGGAAUCCCCCAAAAUUCCUCUUACGCUAUUAUUCAGAUUCCAGCAAGGAUCACGGCUCUGAGGUCCCCACUCGGUUCUCUGGUUCCAAAGAUACAUCCAGCAACAUCUGCUAUUUAAACAUCGCGGCAGCCCUGGCAGAAGAUGAGGCUGAUUAUUAUUGUGCUGUAUGGCAUAGUAGCGUGUGUCACAGUGAUACUGUCUUAUGGGGUAGCACGACAAGAAUCGGAGCCCUACACCUCUUCACCAUGUUCUGGGCUGCCAUUGUGACCCCAUUAGUUAUAUGGUGCACUGGUUCAGACUCUCGGCCUGUGCUCACUCAGCCCCCAUCGGCAUCUGUGUCACCAGGGGACACGGUGAAGCUCUCCUGUCUCACGGGCACUGGGUUCAGCUUCAGUAGUCAUGAUCUGUACUGGUUCCAGCAGAAGCCUGGGAAUCCCCCAAGAUUUCUCGUAUAUUAUUAUUCAGAUUCCAGCAGGAGCCGGGGCUCUGGAGUCCCCCUUCGUUUCUCUGCUUCCAAAGACGUUUCAGGCAGCGCCGGCUAUUUAACCAUUGUGGGUGCCCUGGCAGAAGACGAGGCUGAUUAUUACUGUGCAUCCUGGUCCAACGCCGUGAGUCACUGUGUGUAUAUCUUCGGCGGCGGGACCCACCUGACAGUCCUAGGUCAGCCAGAAUCCCCUCCCAAAGUGCACCUCUUCCCUCCAUCUACAGAAGAAAAGGAAAGCAAAAACAAGGCCACCCUGGUAUGUUUGAUGGAUGGCUUCUAUCCACCUGACAUCACGGUCGCUUGGGAGGCUGAUGGCGCUGCUAUCUCCAGUGGUGUGGAGACGACCAGGCCGACAAAGCAGAACGACAAGUAUGUGGCCAGCAGUUACCUGACUAUGGAUGUCUCAGAAUGGGAACGUCGUGAUAGUUACACCUGCAAGGUGACGUACAAAGGGAUCGUCUACCCGAAGACCCAUCUGGCGUUCAGAGGUCAGCCAGAAUCUCCUCCUGCAGUGCACCUCUUCCCUCCAUCUGCAGAAGAGAAAGAAAGCAAAAACAAGGCCACCCUGGUAUGUUUGAUGGAUGGCUUCAAUCCACCUGACAUCACGGUCGCUUGGGAGGCUGACGGCGCUACUAUCUCGAGUGGCGUGGAGACGACCAGGCCGACAAAGCAGAACGACAAGUACGUGGCCAGCAGUUACCUGACUCUGGAUGUCUCUGAUUGGGAAAGGCAUGAGAGAUACACCUGCAAGGUGAUGCACAAAGGGAACGACUACCCGAAAGAGCAGGCAGGUCAGCCAUCGGUAGCUCCUACAGUACUUCUCUUCCCUCCAUCCCGUGAAGAAAUAAGCACCAGCAGCAAAGCCACCCUGGUGUGUCUGAUGUCUGGAUUUCAUCCAGCGGCAGUCCAGGUCGCCUGGAUGGCCGAUGGCAACGAGAUCACAGAGGGAGUGGAGACAUCCAGACCCACCAAGCAGAACGAUAAGUACGUCGCCAGCAGUUACCUGACCGUGCGCGAAGCAGUCUGGAAAAGCCAUGAGUCCUACACCUGCAAGGUGACACACCAAGGACAGGUCAUCGAGAAGACGGUGAACAGCUCAGAGUGUCAGCCAUCGGUAGCUCCUACAGUGCUUCUCUUCCCUCCAUCCCGUGAAGAAAUAAGCACCAGCAGCAAAGCCACCCUGGUGUGUCUGAUGUCUGGAUUUCAUCCAGCGGCAGUCCAGGUCGCCUGGAUGGCCGAUGGCAACGAGAUCACAGAGGGAGUGGAGACAUCCAGACCCACCAAGCAGAACGAUAAGUACGUCGCCAGCAGUUACCUGACCGUGCGCGAAGCAGUCUGGAAAAGCCAUGAGUCCUACACCUGCAAGGUGACGCACCAAGGACAGGUCAUCGAGAAGACGGGGAGGUUUUUGUACAGCCACGUGCCACUGUGGUAUGUCUUCGGUGGAGGGACCCAGCUGACCGUCCUCAGUCAGGCCAAAGCACCUCCUACCACACUCCUCUUCCCUCCAUCCUCUGAGGAGAUAGAAUCCAAGAACCAGGCCACCCUGGUCUGUUUGGUGAACAAUUUCUACCCUGGAGCCAUCCAAGUCACCUGGAAGGCUGACAACACUGAGGUCUCAGACGGAGUGGAGACCACCAGGCCCUCCAAGCAGAGCGACAACCUUUACCUGGCCAGCAGUUACCUGUCUCUGAGUGCCACGGAUUGGAAAAGCCACGAUGCCUACACAUGCCAAGUGACGCAUGACGGGGUGAAUUAUGAGGCGUCUGUGAGAAGAGCUGAAUGUUCAUAA